Molecule: messenger RNA, 944 nt
Organism: Bemisia tabaci
Lineage: Eukaryota; Metazoa; Arthropoda; Insecta; Hemiptera; Aleyrodidae
Product: mitochondrial translation release factor in rescue
Biological process (GO): translational termination
Cellular component (GO): mitochondrion
Molecular function (GO): translation release factor activity
Source: RefSeq, a predicted model, not a curated record
GUUAAAAUUUAAAAAGGCUAGAAAGUUGAAAGGUUUUUCUCUGACUCCACAAGUUCUCACAAGUAUUCAAAAAAAUAAUAGGAUGAGCAUGUUAUCCUUUUAUUAAGUGUUACUAUUUCUUUUCAUAUCAAGAAGAAUGAGUGGACUUCACAGACAACAAAUUUUACGGUUGUACAAGGACAUCCUGCGUUACGGACAGCAACUGCAAUACACAGACAAGAGUUAUUUCUAUCAAAGGAUUUCAGAUGAAUUCAAGAAGAACAAAAAUGAAAGUGAAUCUGCUCAAAUGAACUUCUUGUAUGAGAAAGGUGUUGCUCUCCUACAAAACAAGCGAAUCAAGUGAUAUAACUAGCCUCAUGAUGUUUCCGAUUUAUCAGAAAGCACUCAUUCGGAAUUCAGUGCUCAAGCAGUUUUUCCCAAGCUGUGUAGCUAGUAUUUUAAAAGUAACUUACAAAAUAGAUAGAUCCAAAGUGCCAACUUUUGACGAAAAAGACAUCAAAGAGCAGUUCGUUCGGGGUAGUGGUCCAGGUGGUCAGUCUGUCGCUCGCUCAGCAAACCAGGUUAUCUUGACACACCUACCUACAGGUUUUAUAAUCAGAUGUCAUGAAACCAGAUCCGUGGAGCAAAAUCGAAAGAUAGCCCGUGAAAAACUAAUCACCAAGUUGGAUAAUGAAAUCAACGGAGAGAAUUCAGUUGAAGCCCAACAGAAGAGAAUUGAUAAAAAACGAUCAUCUGCGGCAGAGAGUAAGCGGAGGAAACUGGAAGAAUUGAAAAGACAAUGGAAAGAAAGAGAAGGCCUUACUUGAAAUAUGUAUCUUUUCUGAACCCCGUCAUAAAUUGUUGAUACUCCAUUAAGUCAUUGUUGCUCUGAGUGUUACUUUUUUAAAGAAAAUUAGAAAAUGUCAUUAAUUAAUCAUUAAUCAAAUUAAAAGUUUUGAUAAAAU